UGGCUUGCCACCAUUUUCAAGAUUGAUAACAGAAUCGACUGGUAGAAAAAAGAAAAGUCGAUUGAAAUGAGACAGUCGGUCUUGUGACCGAGCAGAGUAGAAGACCACGAGUAUCUGUGAUCAAAUCAAGGUUUGAUUCAUUCAUGAUUAGAGCUGCGCUACAGUGAACGUGCACGCGCCCGCUGGUUGCUCGCAGGCACGCGACCAGUCCGUCUGGUUAACGGACUAACCUGAGGACUUGCAGCGACCCAGGGGCAGCAUGGAGUUUGAGGAGUCCGGAAUUGGCGAGGAGUGCGGGGUUUUCGGAUGCGUGGCCGCCGGAGAGUGGCCCACGCAGCUGGAAGUGGCUCAGGUGCUCACUCUGGGACUGGUGGCUUUACAGCACAGAGGUCAGGAAAGUGCAGGGAUAGUCACAAGUGAUGGAGCAAGUCCCCCAGUAUACACAAGCCACAAGGGCAUGGGAUUAGUGAGCACGGCUUUCCCACCAGAGGCUCUGCUUAAACUGCGCUACGGUAACCUUGGCAUCUGUCACACACGCUAUUCAACGACAGGGAUCUCAGAGCUGCAGAACUGCCAGCCCUUUGUUGUGGAUACGCUGCAUGGCAGGAUUGCUGUGGCACACAAUGGAGAGCUGGUUAAUUCCCGUGCCUUGCGGAAAAAGGUGAUGCGCCAUGGCGUCGGCCUUUCCACUUGCUCAGACAGUGAGCUCAUCACCCACCUGCUGGCGCUGACCCCGCCCAUGGAGGAGCUGGACACACCUGACUGGGUUGCUAGAAUUAAAAACCUCAUGUCGGAAACGACCACCUCAUACUCACUGCUGGUCAUGUUCAAAGAUGUCAUCUACGCAGUGCGAGAUCCUUAUGGGAACCGGCCCCUCUGCAUCGGAAAGCUUGUUCCCAUCUCCAGGCUCCACAGUCCAGGUGCAGAGGAGGAGGACACUGAAGGUUGGGUUGUGUCCUCAGAGUCCUGCAGCUUCCAGUCCAUCGGAGCAAAAUAUUACAGAGAGGUCUUACCAGGGGAAAUAGUUCAGCUAUCCAGGCAUGGAGUCAAGUCUCUGAGUGUUGUUCCCCGCCCUGAAGGAGACCUGCCUGCUUUCUGCAUCUUUGAAUACGUUUAUUUUGCCAGACCAGACUCCAUUUUUGAAGGGCAGAUGGUGUACAGUGUGAGGCAGCGCUGUGGUCGGCAGUUAGCCAUAGAGGCUCCAACAGAUGUGGAUCUGGUCAGCACAGUGCCAGAGUCUGCGACCCCUGCUGCUCUAGGCUACGCUCUGCAGGCUGGCCUCCCAUACAUGGAGGUUCUAUGCAAGAACCGCUAUGUUGGAAGAACAUUUAUUCAACCAAAUACCCGUCUGAGGCAGCUUGGGGUCGCCAAGAAGUUUGGGGUGCUGACUGACAACUUUGCAGGGAAACGGGUGGUGCUUAUUGAUGACUCCAUUGUCAGAGGCAACACCAUCUCCCCCAUUAUUAAGCUGCUGCGGGAAGCGGGAGCAACAGAGGUCCAUAUCAGGGUGGCGUCUCCGCCUAUCAAGUUCCCCUGCUACAUGGGUAUCAAUAUUCCAACUAAAGAGGAGCUUAUUGCCAACAAGCCAGAGUUCAAAGACAUUGCUGGUUAUAUCGGUGCUGACAGCGUUGAGUAUUUAACCGUGGAGGGACUCCUAUCUGCCGUCCAGGAGGGAAUUGCCUCCUUCAAGGAGAACGAGAAAUUUGGCUCCGGGAAAAACGGAGUAGGCCACUGCACUGCCUGUCUCACUGGGAAAUAUCCAGUGGAAUUGGAAUGGUAACUGGGACAGCACAAUGGAGGGACUCUGCUCACAACUUUAUACUUACAGUUGAACUUUAGAGCUUUUUUUCCCGUUAUUGCUGGAUACUGUGAUUACUUUGAACUCAUCAAUAACCUUUAUGUAUAAUUGUUUCUUUUGUAUGUGUAUAAAUCAAAUGUAUUUACAAAAAUGUAUACUUUUCUGUGUAAUCCAAGUAUUUCCAAACAACAUUAAAAUGUUAAGACACACAAAAGAGUUGAGACCAAAAAAAAGAAACCUUUGUUUUGCCAAUAUAUUUUUAACCCUUUCAACUUUAAUAAAUGAAAUGUAACCAUUGUA
Messenger RNA from Cyprinodon tularosa, 2098 nucleotides. RefSeq names its product phosphoribosyl pyrophosphate amidotransferase (gene ppat). Gene Ontology annotation, molecular function: amidophosphoribosyltransferase activity. The record is from RefSeq and is a predicted model, not a curated record. Bases 260 to 1780 code for a protein of 506 amino acids. Gene Ontology annotation, biological process: purine nucleobase biosynthetic process; purine nucleotide biosynthetic process. The transcript is spliced from 12 exons. NCBI's taxonomy places the organism in Eukaryota, Metazoa, Chordata, Actinopteri, Cyprinodontiformes, Cyprinodontidae.